Messenger RNA from Argentina anserina (silverweed cinquefoil), 1098 nucleotides. RefSeq lists its product as uncharacterized. Bases 591 to 1049 code for a protein of 152 amino acids. The transcript has 4 exons. NCBI's taxonomy places the organism in Eukaryota, Viridiplantae, Streptophyta, Magnoliopsida, Rosales, Rosaceae. The record is from RefSeq and is a predicted model, not a curated record.
UCCCCUGCACUUUUGCAUGGUGUGGUAAGUUUUAUCAUCCUCGUUGUAUUGCAAUCUUAAGUCAUCAAGACACUGGAGUUUCUGCUCAAGAGCUGGAGAAAAGAAUUAAGGUGGGGGAAUCAUUUACAUGUCCAAUUCAUAAGUGCUGCUCUUGUAAUCGAGUAGAGGAUAAGAAGGAUCCUGAAUUACAGUUUGCUGUGUGUCGGCGUUGUCCGACAUCCUACCACCGUAAAUGCUUGCCACGGAAACAUAAAAUAGUCAAAAGCCUUGGAACUCCAAGAAGGGACCAUGUUAAAUUCCCUGAUGUCAGUGACAAGGAAUUUUCUGUUGAGAAAAAGACAUAUUUUCAAGAUAAAAAGAGAAAAUUAACAUCAGAGUCCCAUGUAUUUGGUGAGAAUUCUGUGACGAGGAGAAGAAGGCUUUUUUCAGAAGGGUUGCAUAUAGCAGAAAUUGCUCCUACACCAUUAAGCCAAUCAACCAGUGAGCAUUCUGCGGUGAUGAGAAAAAGGCUUUCGUCAGAAAGGUUGCAUAUUGAGCCAAUUAAGGAGUGAGAAUUCUGUGUCGAUGAGAAAAAUCUUUCCUCAGAACGGAUGCAUAAAGAAGAAAAUGAUCAAUUAAUGAGCCUAUUGAUUUCAGCUGCAACAGCUGCAAAAGCUUUGAAGGACAGUAAACUCAAGUCUGCGGUAGUCAAUCCUUCCUCGAGACAAUCGGGCAGCCCUCCAGCUUCCUUGGAUUUUGCUGCAAGAAUGACAAGACAAUCAGGCAGCUCUCCAGCUUCUUUGGAUUCUGCUACAGGAAUGACAAAACAAUCAGGCAGCCCUCCAGCUCUUUUGGAUUCUGCUACAAGAAUGACAAGACAAUCAGGCAGCCCUCCAGCUUCCUUGGAUUCUGAUACAAGAAUGAGAUUAGAUGCUAUAAUGAAACAUGCUGCUGUGCCGGAGGAUGUAAUAAGAAAGUACACCCAUGCAUCCUCAGAAAGAACUGAUGCGGAAAUGCACAUUACACUGGGAAAGGUGGAGGAUUCAGUUGAGGUUGUUGAACAGCGGUAAUGGAAGGCUGUUAAGAAUUCGAAUGUGGCUGUCUAUUCUCGUCCAGCAA